UCCGCGUCGUACAAAGGUUAUUUCUGUCUAUUCCCCCAAUAAUUUGCACCAUGACUGUUGUAUUUUAAACACAAUAUAUAAAUUAACCCAGUUUAUCGGUUUCCCAUUCAACAGUUAAAGAGUGUGGAGGUUUAUCAUGUCGGCCACAGAAGCAAAAUCAAUAUACGAGUUCAGUGCGAAGGACUUACAGGGCGAGGAGGUUUCGUUGGAGAAAUACAAGGGGCACGUUUGCAUCAUAGUGAAUGUGGCUUCGCAGUGUGGUUAUACCAAGAACAAUUACGCCGAACUGAUUGAUCUGUAUAACGAGUAUUCUGAGACCAAGGGGUUGAGGAUAUUGGCGUUCCCCUGCAACCAGUUCGCCAACGAAGAACCGGGCGACAGCAACGCAAUUUGCCAGUUUGUGAGGAGCAAGAACGUACCUUUCGAUGUUUUCGAAAAGGUGAACGUCAACGGUGGUGAUGCCCAUCCGUUGUGGGACUAUUUGAAAAGUAAACAAGGAGGAAUACUGGGGAAUUUUAUAAAAUGGAAUUUUACCAAAUUUAUUAUUGAUAAGGAUGGCCAACCUGUGGAAAGGCACGGACCUAACACCAAUCCGAAAGAUUUAGUAAAGAAUCUCGAAAAAUAUUGGUGAUAGAUUCAUUAUAAUAUUUUUAAUUUUGUUGUUUCAUAUUUCCUACUGUUGUAUUAUAAUUAUAAGUAUUUAGUUGUUUACUUAAACUAUAAAAUCGCAUAAUUUAAAUGUUAACAUUAAAAAUUAUAUGAUUAAAAAUUACUUGAUGCUUUUUAUGAGAUGUGAAACGUAUAUUUUCACACAUUUCACAUACUUAUACGUAAAAAAAUAUAAAAUUUCACUUGACAAAAAGUACUAGCAUCUUAUCAAAUUUAUGUCCAAAAAAUAAACGAGACUUGUAAAAGCUUCUAUGUUCCACAUAACUGUGCUAAUGUGUCUUUCCAAUUUAUAUUAAUAUAUUUUUGGUAGAU
Aethina tumida (small hive beetle) is the source of this 981-nucleotide messenger RNA. Its product is annotated as phospholipid hydroperoxide glutathione peroxidase. The transcript has a single exon. The coding region runs from base 137 to 631 and encodes 164 amino acids. Gene Ontology annotation, molecular function: glutathione peroxidase activity. NCBI's taxonomy places the organism in Eukaryota, Metazoa, Arthropoda, Insecta, Coleoptera, Nitidulidae. The record is from RefSeq and is a predicted model, not a curated record. Gene Ontology annotation, biological process: response to oxidative stress.